CGCGGGGCCGCCGCGAUGGACGCGCUAUCCCUCAUCGACGUCUCCGGCGAGGAGGACGACUUCCUCCUGGACCUGGCCUCGCCGCCGCAGCACCCCGACCCGCCGCCCCGGGCCGCUCCAGGGGCUUCGGCGGUGGCCGCCGAUUCGGACCGGCCCGCGGCCGGAUCUCCUCCUCCUACGGCGGGGCAGGCCGUGGACCCCGCGGAGCAGGCCCCGGAGCGGGCGCAGUCCCCGAAGAAGGCCAAGCCCAAGGGCGGCGUCAACCUCCGCAAGAGCCUCGCCUGGGACAAGGCCUUCUUCACCAGCGAAGGCGUUCUGGAUACCGAGGAAUUGGGCAUUGUGAACAGCACUUUCCGCAAGUCGCAUGGUUCAAGGCUACUGCCAGGAAUAGCAGAGGAACUGCGGAGGUCAACUGAGUCCACUACCUCAACGCUGGACAGCGAAAGCUUUGUGCUCGAAAGCCUUGAGACAGAGCUGUUUGACAACGUCCGUGCUUCGAUUCAGAGAACACUUGGAAAACCUGAUAAAGCUCCAGGCAUGGCUUCUGCUAGCUCAAAGACCCCUAGGGCAACAGCAAAGGCACCUCCUGUCACAGCGAGAAAGGGGGUUGAUCGGAUACCUCAGGCUCAGAGCAAGAUAAGGCCUCCUGCUUCAACAAGCAAUGGUUCCGUUGGUGGUAGCAAGCAAAGGCCCCAAGUCACCCUGAAAGAGCCUGCAGCUGGAAGAGUGGCUGUAUCGAAAGCUGCAGAAGCAAAGCCAUCUUCGAAACCUCCCAGAGCUCUGCCAAGAGUUGCUACAAUGAGAGCACCGACUAACACAGCUGUCACCUCUGGGAUUUCAGACAAAAGAAGCAGCACUGGAGGUGUAGUCAACAGGCAGACAAUUGCUAAGUCUGCUAACAGUUCAGCCAACGUGCCAUCUCGGCCUGGUGGAGGGACAAAGAACAACUCAACAUCAAAAUCUGGUGCUUUGUCGUCGGCAGCAAGUUCUUCCUUGCAUAGUGCUCCCAUGGCAGGUGGGAAAACAAAGUCCCCGACCUUAAUUAGCAAGAACAGGACCACUCAGAGGAUCCCUAUUCGUGCAUCAUCAAGAUCUGAUAUCAGGAAGGUUGACCCAGCAAGGGCAUCAAGAAAUAAGAGUCACGGCGAAGGUGCAUCACCAAUCGUUUCACCUAGCAGCUCUGUGGACAGCAUGUGCUCUGUGAUUUCUGGGGUUUCAACAGCAUCCACUGUAGGGAGAGCGAGUCAUACAUCUGAGACCUUUAGUACAAGGUCAUCUUCAUUGUCCCCUUCCACCAGAAAGAGCAAUGACCACCCUCUAACCACACUACCGAGGCCUCAAAUUGUUGCAGAAGGACAGGCUUCAAGAACAUUUUCUGAUAAUGUGAAAUCCGAUGUCAACACAUCCACCCAAGGAAAUGGUUUUAAGCCAUCUGGUUUACGAAGGCCUACACCAAAGAUUGGAUAUUUUGAUGCCGAGAAAUCUGUUGAACAAAAAGCCGGUGCACGGGCACAACUGCAGCCCACGAAGGUUCUGUUUUCACCGCUGGCCACACAGAGCUCUUGGAUUCCAUCUACUCCGAAGACAAUCCCUGCAUCUCUUACAUUUGAGCAAGAAGAGCCAAAAUCUAGGGCAGCAGCACCUUCUCAAACCAAAGCGUCGCCUUCACUGCCUCUCAAAGUCGCACAAAGUGAAUUAAAACCAUCAAAGGUUACAGAGCCUGAAGCUUCUCAAGCUAAAGCAUCAACUCCACUGCGUCUCACAGUUUCACGAAUUGAAGUAAAACAAUCAAAGUUGACCGAGCCUGAAGCUUCUCAAGCCAAGGCAUCAACUCCACUGCCUAUCAAACUUGACCGAACUGAAGUUAAUCCAUCAAAGGUGACAGAGCAUGAUGCUUCUCAAACCAAGGCAUUGGCUGCAGCAAUGGAAGUAGAACUAUUGGAGGUGAUUGAGCAUGCAGUAGAAGCACCAAUGGUGUCGGAGCAUGGAGUGCAGAUGCUGGAGACUGGCCCAUUGGUCGCCAUGGACAUUGCAGAGGAGGAGGGCAUUCUGGCUUUAAAUCAGAAUGUCCAGGCCAAUGGUGAUAUCAGUUCAUCAACUGUUGAGCUGUCAUCAUGUGCCUCUGGCCAGCAACAAUCAGAAACAACGCCAGCACCUUGCGAGGAAAGCGUUUCUUCUCAAACUAAGGUAUCACCUUCACUGCCUCUUGGAGCUGCCAAAAUGGAAGUAGAACCAGUGAAUGUGACUGAGAAUGAAGCUUGCACGCCCCAGACCAGCCCAGUGUUGGCAGCCAUGGAUAUUGCCAAAAUGGAAGUAGAACUAGUGAAUGUGUCUGAGAAUGAAGCUUGCACGCCCCAGACCAGCCCAGUUUUGGCAGCCAUGGAUAUUGCAAAGGAGAACAUUCCAGCCGUGGAUACCGCAAAAGGGAACGUCCAGCCUGGUGGUUUUCCGAGUCCAUUAAAGGAGAACAUUCUGGCGUCGCAUCAAAAUAUCCAGCCUAAGGAGCAUAUGACUCCUGUAAAGGGAAGCAUUGUGGCCUCACAUACAAAUGUGCAGGCUGUAGGGGAGAUGACUCCGGUGUCUCUCUUGAGCCAGAAGCUGUCCUCCAUCUCUCUAGGACAAGUUACUGGGGAGGCGACUCCAUUGACCCAUAAGCCGUCCUCCAUUUCUCAAGGACAAUCUAAUGGGGAGGCGACUCCAUUGACCCUCUUGGCGCAGAAGCUGUCCUCCAUUUCUCUCGGGGAUGCCACUGACUAGGUGCCUUGUUCUCCCAGAGGAACCGAGUUUCGGAAUCGUACGCUGCUGGUUGUUUUAUGAUUACAUCCUUGUUAUUCAGAAGGCGACCACAGCCCAAGUUAGUACAAAAGGCUGUCCUAUGUUUUCUCUUGUCUUCCUUUUAGCUGUUAAACGAGUGAGAGUGCUACGAGUGUAGUAAAAAAUGCAGGACACUGCAGAAAACCUUGAUAUUCUGUUGAGUCCAAAACACUUGAUCCUGUUAUGUCAAUUGCACAUUUGCGUA
This is a messenger RNA of Hordeum vulgare subsp. vulgare (domesticated barley), 3019 nucleotides long. RefSeq names its product endochitinase A-like. The record is from RefSeq and is a predicted model, not a curated record. The transcript has 8 exons. Gene Ontology annotation, molecular function: microtubule binding. NCBI's taxonomy places the organism in Eukaryota, Viridiplantae, Streptophyta, Magnoliopsida, Poales, Poaceae. Bases 16 to 2757 code for a protein of 913 amino acids.